UCAUCGACAACCUACAAACGACUUCCUAGCAGCAUUGUACCCCAGACUAAGGAACAUCAUUUCUACCAACACACAUGACUCGAAGUUAUCAGAAUCCUACAAGCACAAUGGCCUCACUAGAGUACAACAACCCUCCUGGUGCCUCAACAAAGUUCGGUGAGCUCUGUCACUACUCCCAGACCGUCGACCUCGGCAACGGCAUCGUCAAGUAUGCCGGGCAAGGAGGCUGGGACCCCGAAACAGGAGACCUCGAUGCCAACGACUCCACAAAACAAGUACAGCUUGCCAUCGAUAAUGUCGACCUGAUUCUGAAGGCUGCAGGUCUGCGUGGCUGGGAGGAUGUCUAUCUGCUGCGAUCCUAUCACACCAAUAUCCGUACAACAUUCGACCCGGUUGUCGAAGCAUUGAAGAGAAGGAUUCCCAAUCACAAGCCUGUGUGGUCGUGUAUCGCCGUACCUCAUUUGGCUUUCCCAACCAUGCUGGUCGAACUUGAGGUGGAAGCUAAGCGCCAGGAUCAAUAGGUUUCGGAGAAAAGUCAACAUGAAGUAGCCAAAUGAGGGAGUUCUAUGAGAUGGUCGGAGUUCGUAUUGUCUACUUGAUAAUCAAGAGUUGCUAGCAAAGGAAAGAAU
Molecule: messenger RNA, 629 nt
Organism: Macroventuria anomochaeta
Lineage: Eukaryota; Fungi; Ascomycota; Dothideomycetes; Pleosporales; Didymellaceae
Product: endoribonuclease L-psp family protein
Exons: 2
Coding region: 75-521 (148 amino acids)
Cellular component (GO): cytosol
Molecular function (GO): deaminase activity
Source: RefSeq, a predicted model, not a curated record